This is a messenger RNA of Verruconis gallopava, 1311 nucleotides long. RefSeq lists its product as uncharacterized. The transcript has 6 exons. The coding region runs from base 146 to 1063 and encodes 305 amino acids. The record is from RefSeq and is a predicted model, not a curated record. Gene Ontology annotation, biological process: mitochondrial citrate transmembrane transport. Lineage: Eukaryota; Fungi; Ascomycota; Dothideomycetes; Venturiales; Sympoventuriaceae.
CUGGAAUUGCGACGCUCCGAGCACGCGAGCAAUGAUACCCAGAGGCCAAUCGUGUUGCUGAUAUUCGAGCUCCUUGCGUCGUCUCUGGCGCGUUCAAUCCUUUGCUGACGAUCGAAGGCUGGAGGUUCGGCCCCGCCGCUGAACAAUGGCCGCGACGGUGAAGACAGCCGCGGUGCCGGCUUCGGCAACCGCAGAAAAGAAGAAGCCAAGUGCUCUGAGGUCGAUCAUUGCUGGCUCAACAGCCGGCGCGAUUGAGAUUGCGAUCACAUAUCCCGCAGAAUUUGCAAAGACUCGGCAACAGCUCAAUCUACGACUACCGGACAGCAAGAAGCUGCCAUGGCCCAAGUUCGGGCGCGAAUGGUACGCCGGCUGCACGACGCUGGUCAUUGGUAACUCCAUCAAAGCAGGCAUACGCUUCGUCGCCUUCGACACGUACAAGUCGCUCCUCGCCGACGCGCAAGGCAACGUCUCCGGUCCGGCCAACGUGAUCGCCGGCUUCGGCGCCGGCGCGACCGAGUCCCUUCUCGCCGUCACGCCGUUCGAGUCGAUCAAGACGCAGCUGAUCGACGACCGCAAGCGCGCCCAGCCACGUAUGCGCGGAUUCCUCCACGGAACACAGGUCAUCUUCGCCGAGAAGGGCGUCCGCGGCUUCUUCCAGGGCCUCGUGCCCACCACCGCGCGCCAGGCCGCCAACUCGGCCGUGCGCUUCAGCAGCUACACCAGCCUUAAGCAGCUGGCGCAGAGCUACGUCGCCCCGGGCGAGAAGCUCGGCGUGCUCAGCACGUUCGGCCUCGGCGCCGCCGCCGGCACCAUCACCGUCUACGCUACCAUGCCGCUCGACACCGUCAAGACCCGCAUGCAGAGCCUCGAGGCCCGCAAAGAGUACAAGAACAGCUUUGACUGCGCGGCAAAGAUAUUCAGGAACGAAGGUCUCCUCACGUUUUGGGCGGGCGCGGUGCCGAGAUUGGGCAGGCUGGUGUUCAGCGGGGGCAUCGUUUUUGCCAUGUACGAGAAGUCCAUGGAGAUUAUGGACAAGAUAGAUCCAAAGGGCCAGUAUAUAUAAUGGGUAAAUGAUAGACGCGAAGCAAUUCACACGUCCUUGACCACCACUGCUAUAACCUCCCCCAAACUUGUAUUAAUCGAAAGCGUCACGCGGAUUGUAAAGCGAAUAUGGGGAAAACAGGAGCGGCAUGAAACAAUAGCAGUAGAAAAAAAAAGAGUGAGGUGCGUACGUGGAUCCAUUCAUCAUUCUGUUUUAUUCAUCGAAAAGUUCAUCCUAUAUAAAUACAUUCCAAUCACUCUUUCGUCUCA